This is a messenger RNA of Paramormyrops kingsleyae, 2853 nucleotides long. RefSeq names its product 6-phosphofructo-2-kinase/fructose-2,6-biphosphatase 4b (gene pfkfb4b). The record is from RefSeq and is a predicted model, not a curated record. Gene Ontology annotation, cellular component: cytosol. Gene Ontology annotation, molecular function: 6-phosphofructo-2-kinase activity; fructose-2,6-bisphosphate 2-phosphatase activity; ATP binding. Gene Ontology annotation, biological process: fructose 2,6-bisphosphate metabolic process; fructose metabolic process. NCBI's taxonomy places the organism in Eukaryota, Metazoa, Chordata, Actinopteri, Osteoglossiformes, Mormyridae.
CGGUAGGUGUACUUAAUGAUCUUCAUGCGAGGUGACAUCCACUCUAAGCGCGGCGGUAGAAACGAGAGGUUCUCCAGCGCUGUAUCACGCACUGCCUUUGAAGACCACAGGUCAUGGUUCACAAAUAUGAGUUUAACUGAAGACAAUACGAUGGCAUCCUCACCCCGUGAACUAACUCAGAACCCGCUGAAAAAAAUCUGGAUGCCAUGCAAAAAUGGUCUUCCAGAAAAAAACAUUUGCCAAAGGAAGGUGGGCAUGACUAACUGCCCCACCCUCAUAGUCACGGUGGGCCUCCCGGCCAGAGGGAAGACCUACAUCUCCAAGAAGCUGACUCGCUACCUCAACUGGAUCGGCGUCCACACCAAAGAGUUCAACGUUGGGCAGUACAGAAGAAAAUAUAUGAAGAUCUACAAGUCCUUUGAGUUUUUCCGUCCAGACAAUGAGGAGGGCUUAAAGAUUAGGCAGCAGUGUGCGUUGGCGGCACUCGGCGAUGUCCGGCGGUACUUGACAGAGGAAGGAGGACAGGUGGCGGUGUUUGAUGCCACCAAUACAACGAGGGAGAGACGAGAGACCAUCCUGAGGUUCACAGAACAGAAUGGCUAUAAGGUCUUCUUUGUGGAGUCUGUGUGUGAAGACCCUGAUGUUAUUGCAGAAAACAUAGUGCAAGUUAAGCUUUGCAGUCCAGACUAUGUAGACUGCAACACGGAGGAAGCAGUAGAUGACUUCAUGAAGAGAAUAAAGUGUUAUGAGAACUCAUACCAGCCUUUGGAUGAGGUUCUUGACCGGGAACUGUCUUUCAUCAAAAUCAUGGAUGUCGGGCGGAGAUACCUGGUAAACAGAGUCCUUGACCACAUUCAGAGCCGCAUCGUCUAUUACCUCAUGAAUAUCCACAUCACACCCCGCUCCAUCUACCUGUGUCGACACGGGGAGAGUGAACUCAAUCUCAAGGGUCGCAUUGGGGGAGACUCUGGCCUGUCUGUACGGGGGAAGGAGUUUGCGAAGUGCCUGGGUAGGUUUAUCCAGGAGCAGAACAUCAGCGACCUGAAGGUGUGGACCAGUCAGAUGAAGCGGACCAUCCAGACAGCAGAAGCACUCGGCCUGCCUUAUGAACAGUGGAAAGCGCUAAAUGAGAUUGACGCGGGUGUGUGCGAAGAGAUGAUGUAUGAGGAGAUCCAGGAAUCUUACCCUUCGGAGUUCGCCUUGCGGGACCAGGACAAAUACCGCUACCGCUACCCCAAGGGGGAGUCAUAUGAGGACUUGGUGCAGCGACUGGAGCCUGUGAUCAUGGAGCUGGAGAGGCAGGAGAACGUGAUGGUCAUCUGUCACCAGGCUGUCAUGCGCUGCCUCUUGGCUUAUUUCCUGGAUAAGUCUGCAGAGGAGUUGCCUUACCUUAAGUGUCCUUUGCACACCAUACUGAAACUUACCCCUGUGGCUUAUGGCUGUAAGGUGGAAUCCAUCUCCCUGAAUGUGGAGGCAGUGAACACGCACAGGGACAGACCAGAGAAUGUAAACAUCUCACGAAUGGCUGAGGAGGCUCUGCUCACGGUUCCUGCUCACCAGUGUUAAAUUUAACAACUGUUGGUUUUCUGGGUCUAAACUGUAUAUGUUGUCAUUUUAAUUUUAUUUUGCAUGUAAAAAAACAUGACAAGACUUCCAGUCUGUUUUUGUUAUUGAUCAGGAAACACUACUCUACAAUCAUUCCUGUUGUGUUGUUAAUCGGUCAUUCUGACAUUUGAAAAACGCAACAUUUGUUCUGUUCUAUUUGUUUAAAAGCAGAAAUGUUAUGUUAUGUUAUAGUAAGGAAAGCUCUUUAAACAUGAAGGAUUCUUUGAAGUUUUAAUGUUGGCAAGUCUCAGAUUUUCAGCUGAAAUGUUCUGCUAAAAGGGUGCUCAGAUGCAACUGUGAAGCUUGUGCAUUAUCCUAAUGCUCAGAAAUAUGUAGGAUGUUUGUCCUGUCUUUUGUGUAUGUCCACCGCUCACUUUUAUUUCCACCCUGGUUUUGCCAGUACUACAUUGCCAUAGCUUCAGUGUUGUGUUGGUUGGGUACUAAUUUAACUUCGUCCACAUUCCUGUCACCUCAAGCCUUUAGCAAUGUUACCUUGACAUAGUGCCUGGAUCCAUUAGUAAGGAUUAAUAUUAUCUGGAAAGACAGUCCAUACAAAUGCACAUUAAAAUACAAACGUAUGUGAGUGUGAUAUUAAGUUACAAUAACAUUCUGAUAUUUAGCUGGAUCAGGUAUCAGAGUUCCAUUUUCACAGAAAUAGUUGAUAUAUUAAACAGUAUUUCAGUGCUCUGUAUUUUAACUCAUGUUUUCACUAAGUAAAACACAUUUUAAACAUGGGCUCUAAUCCUUCACAAGGAACCAUUUGCAAAAAGUAAAAAAUGUGAAGUAUUAUAGCAGGCCUGUUUUUGGGACCAGGUGAAUAGCUGUGUAGAUGCAGCUAUUCCAGAUGCAGAUUAAGAAUUAUGAUGGUGAUCGAUAUCGGUGACUCCUAGCAGUGGCCAAAGGCUUCGGGGUCUGACCCCUGACUGCCCCCCUCCCCUUACUAGGCCGUGGACUCGGCCCAGCACUUUAUUUAGCUGACAUCGGGUCGUUAUGGUCAGCAGUGGUUUACAGUCUCAGAACAUGCACCUACCAAAGGAUUCCAAAGCUUUUUUUUUGUUUGUUUUUUUGUAAGCGACUGAUGAAUGGAUUUUUUUUUCCAACUGGGAUAGAUGUGAUUACCGCUUUAAGUUAAUUUAUAUAUAGAUGUCUUAUUACAAAUUCAUAUCUCAAGAUAUUGUAUUAAUUUGAUUUCUGAUGUUUUACUUUAAAUUUAAAGAGAAGAAAAACAAAUAAAUCGAUGGCCUGUUG